AUACAGAUAGCAAUACUUGUUCUCUAACAAAAACAUUAAUUCCACGAACGAACACGCAUAUACAACCAAUGCUGAGGACACUCUCAUACUAUUAUUAUUUUACAGACCAAGCGUUUUCUAUCGCUCCCAACAGAAGACAUUUCUCUUCCAAUCUGUUCUGCAGUCAAUCACACAUCAUUUUCCCUGUUAUGUUGCUGCACACAAGCUAGGUCAGCGAAGCGAUCAGUGGCAAGCUAAAGAAAAAAAAAAUAGUUGGCAACAUAUUGGCAAUGAAUGCUCGGUUCAGAUGGCCCUUUCAGCAAAAACAUCAAAACUAGGACGCCUAGUGCACAGCCGUGAACAUGCUGUGAUAGAAUCAGGUCAUGAUCUCACAGUACUACACAAACAUUGCACGCACACACGUGAGUAUGCACGCACUCUGUAGCCGCCCACACCAGCCACCCGUGCCCACACGCCACAGCUUAGCGCACGUUCGCUCACGCACUACCAUGAUGACACCCAGUCGAACUAUUGACAUGCUUCGCUGCACGAACGUCUGCAGGAGACGUAAGUCACGUGACCUCAUUCCUCAACACGCGUUUGUUUGCCUCCGUCUUCGUUUCCUCCAUGUGUACAUAUAAGGAGGGGCAUAUACCUGGUUGCACUCUGCGCCCUAGAUAAAGGCAACGAUUCGAAUAUUUGUUAGUCUGAAGUUACCGGACACUGUCAUACCUCAUAGACUUUUUUUUUCUGGGCGGCGCUGUAGACAUCCGUCAAAAGGAGCGUUGAAGCGAAAAUUACCCUCCACCCCAACCAAACAAAACAAACAAACAGGAAGAAGAAGAAAAACACGCCCAAAGCAGACACAGAUCAUCCAGGGUUUCUGGCACUAAGCAGAACACCUGUCAUGUCACCUGUGAUCGGUUCAUAGUCGGUGGGACCAGCGUUCGAUUCUCCCCUGAGCACACCCACCACUCUCUCGACAGCUUGGUUUGCUGGAUUGGCUUUGUAUCGAAAGCAAGGUGCGCGGGCGUUUGAGGGGUUAGGGAGGGGAGAAUCCAUCCCGCACAUCUUUGUGCACGAACAAUUAGCAUCACGAGUGAGAGAAUACAAGACUUGCCACCGAGGCCAUAGCCAGCGGAGACGCGUGGAUCGUUGGGAUAGAUCGUGGAAAGACACUACUCCUGCAGCUCUUAACAUAAUUGGAGUUUCAAGCUUUCAUCAGAACUUGAGGUCUGUGGGAGGAAUCGAGCGACUUCGUUGUUGUCGGCACUUCUCUUCCAGCUUGUUCAGCUUCGUGCAGUAGUUGCUGGGUCAUCAUUUUUCUUCGCCCAUCCUCUCUAAUCUGUGAAGCUCGACGGUAAUCCAAUUCUGCUCACGCAAUUCUACUCAACCUUUCGUCCCGCUUCCCUCCUCCUACCAUCCAAAGGUCCUCGGGUUCUUCAUUUUAACCGUAUCUGUGUGCGAGGCCGCUUCCCCACCUUCGUCCACCUCUCAGUUCUUCACCAGAUCUGCAUAUCGCGACACUGCAGUGAAAAGUUUUCUGCCUAGAUGAAAGUUGAAUCGAAACGCGAACUUUGUCCAGGAUUUGGGUGUGACCGUGACCGGCAGUCAGGCUUUAUACCAGAAAGACGUAUCAACUUCAUACAAACGUUGUGGGGCAGAUCACAGUCAGAAGUGGUGCUGUCCUUCUACAAGUGCAGGAGAGUAGACACUGCAACAGAGUCUGACCGCUGCUCGGUGAAGCAAUAGACAAAAUAUAACACCUUUAUUCCUGCUGCCUCAAUGAUAUUCUCCAACAAUGCAGUCUCUGGUUGGAGGGUUGAAGACUGCUUCAUUUUUUCUGCGUCAUCAUGCCAGAAGCGACAUGAGAUACAUCUUGGCGUAUGGCUUCUUUGAAACAGCACCAUGUAAUAAGCUUUUGAAUGUUACAUUCAGUACAACACCCAUAUGUAACAACCAGCGUAUAUAUGAAACUAUACGAAGUAGUGGACUUCAACGUGGUAAAAAGAAAAAGGCAUCCCUUGUCAUCUUUGACAAAGAUGGGACUCUUAUCUGUUUCCACACCAUGUGGGCACCUUGGGCGCAAAAUCUUAUUUCAAACAUUGUCAAGGCAACGAAAACUUGACAUUAGUCAACAGCUGUCAGACACGUUGGGCUUUUGUGCAAAAUCCCAGCGUGUGUUCCCAGGUCUUCUGGCAGAGGCCACUGCACCCAUGGUUAAGAAGGAACUGAUACAGACUUUAGUCAAGCAGGGAAUUGAAAAGGAGAAAGCCACUCAAAUCAUUGAAAAACAUUGGCUUGAAGGAGAUGUUGGCAGUCCUGAGACAGUAAAGUCUGUUGGGGAUUUGAAGAUUUUGUUUCAAAUUCUGAAGGAGAAUGGUGUCAAAAUUGCAAUCUGCACUGCAGACAAUCGUAGAGGAACACUCAAUACUUUGAGAAACCUGGAUCUUACAAAAUACAUUGACAUGAUUGUAUGUGGUGAUGACCCAGACACUGAGCCCAAGCCAUCACCUUACAAUGCAUUGAAGAUAUGUAGAGAGCUGGGUGUCAGUCCGGACCAGGCAGCCAUGGUAGGGGACACAAAGGCAGAUGUGGGAAUGGGACAUGCAGCAAAACUUGGCUGGACUGUGGGCGUUCUCACUGGAGUGUGUGCAACAAAUGACUUGCUGCCUGAAGCAGGACACAUCAUCAGCGGCGUCAAUGACCUCUUGCCCCUUAUUCUUCCAGAGGAUAUGCGCAACUAUUAUGCCUAUUCCACAGAUGAGCGUAUCCUUAAGGACAGGUGGGAAAAUGCAACUUUGAGUUCUGGUUCCAGUGGAGAGAGUGGAAUUGAGGAGAGUGUCAAGAUGCAGAGCACAGAACUUGUUAUUGUUGAUCUGCAUGGGACUCUUAUAUGUCUUAACUCCAAGUACUCCAAGUGGCUGGCUCAUCUUUCAAACAGAGUGGAGAAGAUCACAGAUAUGAAACUUGCUGACAAAAUCUAUGCAGCUUUGGGUGCAUGUAAACAGACUGACACCAUCCAGAUGGGACUUCUAGCCAGUGCCUCUGAUGAACGUCUGAAGUUGGAAGUGUUCCAGGUUUUACGUGAUGCAGGCUUUCCUUAUGAGGAGGCACUUCUGGUUUCUCGUCAGGCUUGGCAUGAGAGUGAAGACAUUCUGGCCAAGACCACUCCAGUCCUUGUGGAUCCUGAUACUGACAAGAUGAUGCAUCGGCUGAAGAAAGCAGGUAUCAAGAUUGCCAUAUGCACUACAGCCAGACGGCAAACUUCUGUGAUAGAUCUUCAGAAGCUGGGCCUUCUCCACUAUAUAGACAUGUUGGUAUGUGGUGACGACCUUCCCAAGAUGACAGAGCAAAAGUCAGCCUAUGUUACGCAGCUUAUCUGCCAGGAGCUGAAUGUGCGCCCAGAGAAGACCAUGGUGAUAGGAGACACCAUGGCAGAUAUCAACAUGGGACUGAGUGGGGAAGCAGGCAUCACUGUGGGUGUACUCACAGGAGUUGGCUCAUACAAAGAGCUUGUGCAGGCCGACCACAUUGUUCCCAGGGUCAGCAGCAUUCUGGGGCUGAUUUUUAAGGGAAAGAACAAUAGUCCUGGAGGUGAGAAAAAUGGCACAUCAGAUGCUUUCUCAGGUGCUGGGAAUAUCAACAAUAACCAUCAGAAUGGGGCUUCAGUGCCUAAGGGUGAUGCCUUGUUUGCCCAGCCCAAGAAAUCAUUCAGCACCAUGCCAAACUUAAAGAUUGCCAAAGAUAUUGCCACAUUUGACUACAUCAUUGUAGGAGCAGGGUCAGCAGGUUGUGUGCUGGCAAACAGGCUGUCACAUCAUCCAGAUCAAAAGGUUCUUCUGGUAGAGGCAGGCCCUGAAGACAACACAUGGAAGAUCCACAUGCCUGCUGCCCUGAUGUACAAUCUCUGUGAUGAUCGGUACAAUUGGUAUUACCAUACGCAGCCAGAACCAUACAUGAACAACAGGGUCAUGUACUGGCCAAGAGGCCGUGUAUGGGGAGGCAGCUCCUCCCUAAAUGCCAUGGUAUACAUACGAGGCCAUGCCUUCGAUUAUGACCGCUGGGAGAAGGAAGGAGCCAGUAACUGGUCGUAUGCAGACUGCUUGCCAUACUUCCGCAAGUCACAGACCCAUGAGCUUGGGGCAGAUGAAUACAGAGGAGACUCUGGGCCACUACAUGUUACCCGAGGCAAGUCCAACCACCCUUUGCAUCAUGCAUUCAUAGAAGCUGGCAUCCAGGCAGGUUACCCUUUCACAGACGACAUGAAUGGCCACCAGCAAGAAGGCUUUGGAUGGAUGGACAUGACCAUCUCUGAAGGUAAGCGUUGGAGUGCUGCUGCUGCUUAUCUGCGUCCCAUUCUUUAUCGCCCCAAUCUCAGUGUUGUCAGCAAAGCCCUCACAACACAUGUCCUGUUUGAUGGAAAGCGUGCCAUAGGAGUUGAGUACCUCCAGGGUAGGCAGACAAAGCAAGUCUAUGCUGACAAGGAAGUGAUUUUAAGUGGAGGAGCCAUCAAUUCUCCACAGAUCCUUAUGCUUUCUGGUGUGGGGAAUGCCAGACACUUGCGGGAACUGGGCAUUCCUGUAAUAGCAGAUCUGCCAGGUGUAGGGGAGAACCUGCAGGACCACCUGGAGGUUUAUGUACAGCAGGCUUGUACUAAACCUAUCACACUUUAUUCAGCGCAGUGGAAAUUUCCCCACAACAUGAUUCGCAUUGGCCUGGAGUGGUUCUUUAACCGCACAGGUAUGGAGCAACAGGCUCAUCUGGAGAGUGGAGGCUUUAUUCGAAGUCGUCCAGGUGUGCUGCAUCCAGACCUCCAGUACCACUUCCUGCCAUCCACAGUUAAUGAUCAUGGCCGUAAGAUAGGGCCUUGUCAUGCAUACCAGGUGCAUGUUGGUCCAAUGCGCCCCACAAGUCGUGGGUUUUUGCGUAUCAAGUCUCGCAACCCUAUGGAACAUCCCAUUAUUGUUGCCAACUACUUAUCCACAGAGCAGGAUUUAAGAGAAAUGCGUGGCAUCAAGCUUACUCGAGAAAUUUUUGCCCAGAGGGCUUUUGACCCCUACCGAGGCAUCGAGAUAGCACCAGGAUCAACAGUUACGUCAGAUAAAGACAUUGAGGACUUCCUCAGAAAUAUGGCAGACAGCGCUUACCAUCCUUCUUGCACCUGCAAAAUGGGAUCGCCUGGCGACCCUAUGGCUGUUGUUGACCCAGAGACUCGUGUCAUUGGAUUGGAAGGUUUGCGGGUGGUGGAUGCCUCAAUCAUGCCAAGUAUCAUCAGUGGUAAUCUUAAUGGGCCAACCAUCAUGCUGGCUGAGAAAGCUGCUGACAUUAUUCUGGGCAAAUCUCUUCCCAAGUCUGAUGCAUCAGUCUGGCAGCCCAAGACUCUUGACACACAGAGAUAAUGUAAUGAAUUAAAUGCCUCACAAUACUGAUGAGGUACCUGCAGCUAAAUGGAAAAGAAAAAUAACAGAAACAAAUCUUUAAUGUGGCUAAUAUAUAACUGUUCUGGAUGAGUGUUAUUUUUUUCCAAGUGCUUUGAUUUGGAGAUUUGGGUAUGAACAUCAGGAAAUAUGAAUGUGGUCAAUGAAGCAACAUCAAACAGGGUUGCAGGACUAAACAUGGUGCAGGUCAUAAAAUAUUUGCUUGUAGCCAUUUUCAUCUCUGACCUCAAGGUAAAAGAUGAAAGAGUUAUUUUGAAGUUCUUAUCACUUGUAGUGUGUGAAUAUUUAGAGAUCAGCAAAGAUCUGAAGUGAUUUUUUGUGUUUGUGGUGAAGAGAAAGUGUGUGAAUGAGAGAGAUGAGAUAAAAUGUUCCUGUGAUGCAAAACAUUUGAUCAGAAAGUUAACUGCAGUUUUUUUGUGACGAUUACAGCUAAAAAUCACUUUUAUGUCACUGCUAAAAGUCAAAAAUCAUCUUUUUUACCUCUAAUAAGCAUAUCUUUACUCCUUGCAUGCCACAGAAGUGGCUUAAUAGAUGUAAGGUGCAAAUGUUCUGAUAAUGCUGCAUAUCAAAAACACCUCAGGUGCUUGUACACUUAUAUAAAAACACUUUUAUGUGUAUAUAUAUAAUAAUGUUAUUUUGAUUAUAAAGCCUAUUUGCCUCUUUUUUUUUUUUGAAAGGGAGACAUCAGGUAUUUGAACAGUCUUGUUUACCGUUGCUAUUUUUAAUCAAGGUGGAAGUUUAAAGAGGCUACACUGUCUUAGUCAUCUUAUUAUAGGCUAUUGUUUUUUUUGAUGCAAGUGAAAGUCACAGUUACUUGAUGCCAUAUUUUAAAGGGCAGUCAAAAUACAGUUUAUUAAACUCUUUUUUUUCUACUGCUUAGAGACAUUUAUUUAUAUUUUUUCUUUAUUGUUAUUAUUUUAGUUUUGAUUGUAACAUAGCAAAUAUUUUCUGGUGUAGGUUUUACAUUUUUUAUUUACUUUCUGUGAUAUGCUACUUUUUUCCUGAAAAUUGUAAAGUGACUAGAAAAAGACAUUGCUUUGCACUUUUACAUGGUACCACGAAGAACAUGAUCUUUCACACUGCACAUUUAAAGAACUGUAUGGCAGUUCACACAGAGAUGUAUAAUAUUCAGUCUUAAAAUCUAUUUGACCUGUAGAUAAUUACCUGUAGAUCGGUAACAUUUUUAACACUGAUCAUGAUGUAGAGUCUGGGUUGUAAUGUACAUUGGAAGUAAAGAGGUCAACACAAUGAAUAGUCCUCUCUCUCUCUUCUGUCAGGAAAAGCACUCACUUUCCGUUUGUAAAAGACCUUGGUCAGGUCAUACACACUCACACACUGUGUUAGUUCAGUUACCCUGGAUUAAGAUAAAAAAAAAAAAAAAACUCCAGAGAAGAGAAAAAUCUGUCUCCAUCAGCUGGACAAUAAUAAAUUCAAACACUUGAUCCAACUAGAAUUUAAGGAAGAGUGUGAGAUAUCACAUAAAAAGUAUGCAUUUUACAUGUCGUUGCAUUUCAUUUCCAUUGUGUCUUCUAUCUUCUAACCUACAAUAAGCUACAAGGUCAACAGAGAAUGCGUAACAUUUCUUAUUCUGCAAGGUCUGUUGCUCUUCCUUGGGUCUUUCAGUGAUUUAAGUGUAUAAUUUAUUUUCACAUUGAAUUACACAGAUCAAAUUCUAAGCACUGUUUUGGCUGUAAAAUCAGCAAUAGUAACUUUGCAUUAAUUUUAUGCAUAAGUGUUUGCAAAUUCAUGUGUGUGUACAAUUUUAGAGUGAGAGAUCAGACAGUCCAUAUAAACUAUGGCUCCUGGUGCUUUAUAUUGAUCGACAUGAUAUACAUUAGCUAGUAAUAAAUUAUGUUUGUUAGCAGCA
Messenger RNA from Pomacea canaliculata, 7287 nucleotides. RefSeq lists its product as uncharacterized. Gene Ontology annotation, cellular component: mitochondrial inner membrane. The record is from RefSeq and is a predicted model, not a curated record. Gene Ontology annotation, molecular function: choline dehydrogenase activity; flavin adenine dinucleotide binding. NCBI's taxonomy places the organism in Eukaryota, Metazoa, Mollusca, Gastropoda, Architaenioglossa, Ampullariidae.